Molecule: messenger RNA, 5569 nt
Organism: Sarcophilus harrisii (Tasmanian devil)
Lineage: Eukaryota; Metazoa; Chordata; Mammalia; Dasyuromorphia; Dasyuridae
Gene: BACH1
Product: BTB domain and CNC homolog 1
Exons: 4
Coding region: 275-2311 (678 amino acids)
Biological process (GO): regulation of transcription by RNA polymerase II
Molecular function (GO): RNA polymerase II cis-regulatory region sequence-specific DNA binding; protein binding; DNA-binding transcription factor activity, RNA polymerase II-specific
Source: RefSeq, a predicted model, not a curated record
GGGCGGGGAAGGAGGGAAGAAGAGAGAAAGAACCGAACGGUCACCUGAUCACUUUUCCUCGGGGGCUCGGUCCCUCGCUGGUGUCCGGCGCGCUGGAGAUUCUGACCCUGUCAGCAAUCACGGUCUCCCGCAUCCCCGCGUCUGUCAGUUAUAGGAAGCGGCUCCCUUUCCCGGAGCCGCGCAGCUGGCGGCGCGGCGCGUUACCCGCUGGGUUUGAUGAAGACCAGAGAAGUAUGCUUUCCAUUGAACUUCACACCAUCAUUUGUCAUAGAGAAUGUCCUUAACUGAUAAUAGAAUGCAUUUUGCAUAUGAAUCUUCAGUACACAGUACCAAUAUUCUUUUGAGCCUCAAUGAUCAAAGGAAGAGAGAUCUUCUUUGUGAUGUCACUGUCCUAGUGGAAGAUCAGCAAUUUCGUGCUCAUCGUUGUGUGCUUGCAGCAUGCAGCAGUUACUUUCUUUCAAGAAUUGCUGGCCAAUCAGACACAGAUCUUAUCAUUACUCUUCCAGAAGAGGUGACAGUUAAAGGAUUUAGUCCUUUAAUUCAAUUUGCCUAUACAGCUGAGCUUAUUUUAAAUAAAGACAAUGUGGAUGACGUAUACAAAUGUGUUGAAUUUUUAGGCAUGCAUAACAUUGAAGAAUCCUGUUUUCAGUUCCUCAGACUUAAAUUUUUGAAUUCUACAGCAGACCAGCAAGAAUACCCAAACAAAAAAUAUUUUACAUCACAUUGUCAGAAAACCAAUAUUAAAAUUUCAUUAUUGGAUCAGGGAGAUCCAGAAAUAAAUGAAGUAGAAGAACUUUUAGAAAAUGAACAUGUUGAAACUCCUCACUUUAAACUUCAUACAUGUAAAGAGAAUAUAAAAAUAUCACCUCCUCUUCAAGAUAGUGCCAAUCAAACAUAUAAAUCAUGCACAGAAAAGGAAGAUGUUCUUGGUUUGCCAUCUUUAGGUCCAAAGUACAGGAAAUUCCAGAAAGCUUUUGGAACAGAUAGAGUUCAUAUUUUGGAAUCCAGUGUUAAAGACAGUCAAACAUCUACAUUUGUUUCUGUUCAGCCAAAUGAAUUAUCUGAAAAUGAAGACAUAGAAACCCAAGAUUGUACAGAUUUACAGAUGAUUUUAAAACAUGAAGACAGUCAAAUAGAAAUGGAUGAUGAAGAAGCAAAAGGGAAAAAAAAUUCAUGUCAGGAUUCUGUGGCAAAAGCAGAGGUGACACAAUUUACCCCAGAUCCUCCUGUGACACCCCAAGGAUUUUAUUCUCUUUCCCUCUUGCACACAUAUGAACAAUAUGGUGACUUGAAUCUUACAAGUAUGCAAAAUGUAACUAUGUUACCUGAAGACCCUUUGACUGGUACAGAUAUGAGAACUGAUAAAACAAUUACUGAAAAUCAAGCUCUACCUUUGAAAUCUGCUUCAGGCCAAAGAGAUGACCGACCUGUGUCAACAAAUGAUCGAAGCAGUGUGGAAAGGGAAGUGGCAGAGCACUUAGCAAAAGGUUUCUGGAGUGACCUUUGCAAUACAGAUACUAAUUGUCAAAUUCAGCUUUCACCUGCCAUAGAAAAAGAUUGUUCAGAACCUGUAUUUUCACAAAAAAGAUCAGAAUGUCCCUGGUUAGGUAUCAGAAUCAGUGAGAGUCCUGAACAGUGUCAAAGAACUUUUACUACAUUGAAUUCUGUGAGCUGCCCAUUUAUAAAUACUCUUAGUACUGAAGAAUGUACAAAUAAUUUGGAAAUAGAAAGUGAUGAUUUUGUUCCAGAACCACAGCAAGAGCCUUGCCCAUAUGCAUGUGUGAUUAGCCUGGAAGAUGAUUCUGAAACAGAUACAGAAGGAGACAGUGAAUCUUACUCAGCCAGAGAACAAGAGUGUGAGCAAAAGGAGAAGGAGAGUUUAUUAAAAGAAAGAGAUCAUAUUUUAUCAACACUGGGUGAAACAAAGCAGAACCUAACUGGACUUUGCCAGCAGGUAUGCAAAGAAGCAGCUUUAAGUCAUGAACAAAUCCAGAUACUUGCAAAGUACUCUGCCUCAGAUUGCCCACUUACCUUGUUAAUUUCCGAAAAAGAAAAACUUACUCCUGACUCUAAACCUGUGCUCCCAUCAUGUAUGGAUUUACCUCAUGGACUUCCAAAUAUUCCAUUGGCCACAGAACAAAGUUCUCCUUAUCCUUGUGUAAGAGAAACAAAUGAUUCACUACAGGAACAGCAGCAAGACUCAUAUCAGAACUCUCCACGAACUUCAUCACUGCUUGUAAGACAGUGUUAUCAAAGUGACGGCAUCACAGAUUUCUGUCAGGUGACUGGUAAAUGCACUGCUGAUGAUUGAAGCUAUAUUUGAUUUUCUUUCUGCCACUUACUUUUAUAAUCAAGUGUUUUUAUGUUAACAUGAAACUCUAACAUAGGUUCCAUACAUUGGUUUCUGAGUGAGUUUGUUGUUAAGCAUGUUUCUAUUAAGUUGAUAUUAUUAUCCCUAUGACCUUCAGGAGAAAACCACAGAUAUGUUUUAUCAGAAAACUUUUUGAAUUGGAUGAAAAAUUACAUUUAAGAAUAUGGCAAAUCUUUUAAAAUCACAUAUGAAGAUAGUUGUUAAUACUGUCCUCUAUUUUAAGUAAAACUUGAAGUGAAAGUCUAAUUCAGUUUGAGAAAGUCUGGCACCUUUUUUUUUUUCCAAAUUUAAAAAUAUUUCAAAUCAUCAGCAAACAUUAAAUGCCUACUGUGUUCUAGGCAAUGUGCUAAAUUCUGGAAAUACAAGGGAGGGAAAAGGCAAUUCAUGCCCUCAAGAAGUUUACAGUCUACUGGAAAGAUAACAUGCAAACAACUAUGUACAAAUAAGAUACAACUAUGUUUUGGGUAACUUUGGAAGGAACACACUAGUGUUGAGGAGUAGUAGAAAAGGCUUCUUGAAGAAAGUAGCAUUUUUAUCUGAGACUAAUCUAAGGAAGGUAGGAGGAGGAGAUGAAACAGAAGAAAAUUCUAAGCUUGAGGCAGUAGCCAAUGAAAAUUCAGAGAAUCUGUGAGAUAAGAGUAUCUUGUGUGAGAAACAAAAUAGGAAGGAGGCCAAUAUCACAGAAUCAAAGAAUAUGUGAAGGGAAAGUAAGGACACUUGUAAAUUUUUAAAUCCUACAUAUUUUUAAAUUUAAUAUUUAAAAAAAAAAAACCUUUCCCCCUCCUAUAAAUAAAUAGAUGGAAGAAUGCCUAUUUUAGGGAAAACUUGGCAGAUGGGGUAGAGGCCUCUCAAUUUGAGCACAUUAGGAAAUAUACUUUUCUAUGAAUUAAGAAUGACAUUCUAUUAAACAUAUUUCUGCUAACAUAGAAAAGCUAAAUAGUUAAGUAAAAUAUUAAUUUAUUAACAACCAAGUUAUGAAUCUUUUGGGGCAUAUUACAUGACACCACUACUGAGAUACAUUUUCACGUUUGAGGUUUAAAGUUUUCCCCUGAAUUAAAUUAUUACAAGUUUUUCAUUUUUACUGAUAAAGAGAACCAAAAAGGGGAAGGGAAUUUGCAAGAAUUCCCCAGACAUGUCUUCAUCAACAAACAUUUAUUAAACAACAUGUUUUCCUGGCAUUCUAGGACAUAUUUGUUGAAAAGCACUAAUCAGUAAAGCACUAAAAAUUUGAAUAGCAUGAAACUUAAUUAAAUUUCAUAGAAAAUUAAAAUUUCUGAAUAGGGUUGUAUCCACUUGCCAUAGUACAAAGGCACAAGCAGAUACCUUAACCUGAAUGUUUUUAUAAAGUUCUAUAUUUUAAUUUGGUGGGUAAAGUGUUUUUAAAUUUUUUGGCAAAGAUUUAGUUACUAAGGUAUUGCAUUGAAAAGCUAACCACAAUGAGCUAAUCCUUGGAGUGACUGAUUCCAUUAUUGGAUUUAUCUUAUAUCCUUAAAAUGAUUUAUCAUGAAAAAUAUUUAGUAGGCCUGAGAAAUAAAUUCAUAGUGUAUUGAAUGACCAUAAAAAUCCACUUGCUAUAUUUUAUAUUGGGACCAAUCUUAAUAUUUGGAAAUUUAAAAAUUUUUAAUUUUCUCCACCUUUUUGAUGUGGGAAAAUUCUCUAGCAUUUUAAUCCUUAUAAGUUAUAGAUGAUGUAACAAGGUAAAUUAGGUUUUGGUUUAUUCUCUAUAGGCUUGGGAAAAAACAUUUGAAAUGAUCUGGAAAAAUAGCAUUUUUAUAAUUAUAAAUCACAUUUUUAGAUUAAAACAAAAUUGUAUAUAAAUGAUUUCAUGUAGUCAUUUCUUUUUAUUUCAUUCUUGAUUUUUCAGCUUUGUACAAUAGUGUAAACUUUUUUUCCAAUUUGCAAAAUAUCAACACUUAUGUAAGCCAGUGGCUAGAAUCUUUGAUUCCCUACCUCAUUAUACACAUAAAUAGUUUUCAUAUCAGCAUGUGUAUAUGCAAAAAUGUCAAAUGAUCUGCUCUUAUUGCUACUGUAUUAGCAGGUUAUUCAGUAUUUUAUGACAAAGCCUCAUUAUCACCAGGAUUAAAAAAUAAUUUCAUAGCACUAGGUUUUAAGUCUGCAUAUUCAGAUAUGUAACUAAACCAGCCUGAGGAAUCCUUUUCUAAGUUUUGGCCAAUAAUUAAAAUGUUUAUUUCUUGAUAUUGAAUAUUAUUCCUUAUAACCAGCAUGAAUACAAAUAACUACACUACCUCAUAUGCAAGUGAUUGUCAAGUUAUAAAACAGAUGUGCAGAGAAUAUUUUAAAGAAUUUUUAAACAUUUUUGCUUUUCCCCUUCAUGAGGUGGGGAAGUUUUUAUUCUGUAUAUUGCAUAGAUUAUGCACGCAACAGAAUGACAGUAUAAUACAACAGAUACCUUGACCAGCAUUUGCAGUUCUUCACAAUUUGUUAGGGUUAUAUUCAUUGUAUAUGAUAUGCAAAAUCAUUUGUCUUAUCCUUCUGUACUUUGCCCAGUGUUUCAUGCAUUAUGUAAUUUUCUGAAAACAAUUACAUUAAACAUAGUCUUAAUUUGUAUUACAUUUUUUUCAGACUUUUAAAAAAUCAUUUUAAUACUAAUGGCAAAACUAUGGGCUACUCAGAACUAAUGUGAAUACUAUUUCUGUGCUAAAUAUUUUUUUUAUUUUUAAAAACAUUUGUUAAAGAUUAAUGUUUAAUCAUCUACAUAUUAGUAAUUAGAAACAUUUAAUUCAGUAAGAAUAAAGAUUGCAUGUAGAUUCUGAGUUAUGUUAUCAAUUUGGAGGAAGACAUGGCAAUAUUAUAAAUUCUCAGGUGAACUUUUUUAGUCAUUAAACAUGUAUUUUAAGUGUUAAUGCAUGUAAUAAACCAUAUUUUGAAACUUUUGGGGUGAAAUAUAAACUUAGCCAUAACAAUUAAAAAAUUGGUAUACGGAUUGUAAAAUCUGAAAUAAUAAUGUCUUUGUAUCUUUUAUCAUCUUUUUAAUGUAACAAAAUCAUUAUCCUUCCUAAUAAGGCAAGAUCUUGUUAAAGUUAUAAUUCUGUAAUAUUUAAGUUGCACCUUUUUUAUCAUGCUAAUUUUUAAUCCCAUGUUGGUUAAAAAUAGCCAAACCACAAGGCAUUACUUUCUUUGCUCCUUGGUAAUAAAUUUGCUGUUGAAUAAAUACCCUAAAAUUUAUUUAACAAUUAA